GUCUGUCUGUGCCGUGAGCUGUCAAGACGUUUUACUUUUGGGAGAAUGUAGAAACAAUUGAUUUUACACGUUUUAUACAGUUGUUUUUCUGAGAUUAUUUAGUUUGUUUAUGAAGAAAACAUAGGCGGCCGUUAAACUGUCGCGAUGGCAGCCACGGCCCAAGCCGAUAUGUCGGUGAUCGAGCUGAAGGCUGAGAUCGAAAGGCUGAGCCGCGAGCUCGACCAGGCCAGCAGUGAGAAGAUCCAAUCUGCACAGCUGGGUCUGGUCCUCCUCGAGGAAAAAAGUGCCCUGCAGCAGCGCUACGAUGAGCUCGAAAGCAUUUACGAAAACACAAGACACGAACUCCAAAUCACACAAGAGGCCCUUAUGAAACUAGACACAACACAGAAGGUAACUACAAGAAGUGGAAUUGAACAAGAAAAUGCUCUCCUCAACGAGUCUGCUGCCAUGGAGAGCUCGCUCACACUUCAAAUAUUGGAGCUUGAGGGUGAAACAAAACAGUUACGACACGAGUUAGACCGCGUGGUGAGCGAGCGGGACCGCUUGCUAGCAGAAAGCUCGGAACUGGGCGCAGACAAAACCACGCGGGAAGCGGAGCGGGCGGCGCUUCGGGCAGAGUUGAGGGAAGCACGCCAGCGGGAACAAAGGCUUCUAGUCGACAUUGGCGACCUAGAAGACGAGAACAUAUCGCUGCAGAAACAAGUCUCCGCGUUGAGGUCUUCACAGGUGGAAUUUGAAGGAUUGAAACAUGAAGUACGACAAUUACGAGAGGAGGCCGAGAACGCCCGCGCCGCUGCCGACGAGACCGCAGCAUUGCGCCGCAUCGCUGAACGACAACUGGCUGAAGCGCUCGAAGCGCUGCAAGCUGAGAGAGAAGCUAAAUUCGCGGCGAAGAAGGAACUCGACGCGCAUCUUAGUAGGGAAGCUGCGUACAAUAUCACGAAUUUGGCAUAUAGUAUACGAGGUAUGCCAGAAGACAGCACAGAGGACGAGGGAGAGCCAGGCGGUUCCAGUUCUGCAGAACUGAACACCGCUAUCGGCGAUCACCAUGCAGAUUUGUUCUCAGAGGUGCACCUACACGAGAUCUCAAGGCUUGAGAAGCAACUCGAACAGGCGCAUAACGAAAACAGUCAAUUAUCGGCAUCGAUGCGAACGGCGCAAGCAACGGCAGAAAGCGAAAGUGCAAUUGCAGCGAUCCUUCGAGCCGGACUCACGCGCGCCGCGUCUCGGGUCACGGCGCUGCACGCGUUACACGGGGACUGUGCGCCGUUGGAGGACGAGAAGACCGAGGGCGGUAUAUCUUCGCGCGCGGGCCGCUGGCUGACCUGGUGGCGAGUGUCGGGCGGGGAGCUGGAAGCGCUCGGGGCAGCGCUCGCGGAAUUGGGCAGCGGUGCCGCCCCCGCAGACGCGACCGCGGCGCAGCUCGCCCGCCAGCAGCUGGCUCAGCUCAGCGACCGCCUCGCCGAAGCGGAGGUGCGCGGCGCCGCGCUGCAGGCCGACGCCGACCUGCUGCGCACGCUGGCCGGAGGUGCUGGCCGCGCCCUGUCCAGCGCUGCACCAGCGCUGACGUCUGCAGCAGAAACCCUCGCGCAGAUUUAUCACCACGUAUGUGCCAUCAACGGCACUCAGCCCGAAAGGUUAUUGCUGGAACACGCGGGACACGCGGAUGGUACCGGUGCCGAGGGUCGCGGUGUGGUAGAAGAAGAAGCUUUAGCACUAGCAGCCGGCGAAUUGGAAGGACUGCGAGCGGCUGGAGUAGUCGCUAGAGCUGCCGACACUCUGCUAGAUCAGCUGACACAUCUGCGACACGCGCUCGACACCGCACUGGACUCUCGACACCGACACCACCCAGUCAUGGAGACAGAGGAGCGCGGUGCCGAGUUAGCCGAACUUCAAGAGCAAGUGAUCAAACUGAAGUCUCUGCUGUCAACGAAGCGAGAACAGAUCGCGACUCUACGAACUGUUCUCAAGUCGAACAAGAACACGGCAGAAGUGGCGCUCGCGAAUCUCAAGUCGAAGUACGAGACCGAGAAGACUAUCGUUACGGAAACGAUGCUGAAACUGCGCAACGAGCUGCGUCUGCUGAAAGAGGACGCCGCUACCUUCUCCAGUUUGCGAGCUAUGUUCGCGGCCCGAUGCGAGGAAUACGUGACGCAAGUGGAUGAGCUGACGCAAGCACUUUCCGGCGCUGAAGACGAGAAGAAGACCCUCAACCAACUGCUGAGGCUGGCCGUGCAGCAGAAGUUGGCACUAACACAACGCCUCGAGGAAUUGGAGGUGGACAGAGAAAUGCGUACGCGUCGCGUUCCGAAGGCCGGCAGCGGAGGGCGCGCCCGCGGAGGACGAGACUUCUAGCGGCUCGUGCGCGCGCUUAAAGCUGCUGCCACUGCUCUGCGCGCACUCCUACGGCACGAUAACCAUACUCUCCCCGCUAGAGGGUAUACGCUCAACGUUUAAUGAACGAAUGGUGAAUGAAACAAAGGACCAAGUCAACACCACUCCGUGAUAUGUGAGUCGAAAUGUAUCUGUUCUAUACGAGUUGAGGUGUGAUAUUAUGGCGAUGACAAGUCUGGGAUUUAUCACCGCUCGCGCUCGAACUUUGAUAACAGUGUUGCAACAGGCUUCGAAGGAUAAAGCUAACACCAUUCGGUAAUAUGUGGGAUUAUAAAAUUUCAAGGCCGUCGCCGUACUUUAGUACGAUACGACCAUCGUACUACCCCCGCUAGAGGGUAUACGCUCAACGUAUAAUCGUUAACUGCUUGGAAAAAUAACUGACAGUUGAUGAACAACUAGCGUGUAAAAAACUGAGACAAAAGACCAAGUCGCCAUACCGUGCUAUGUGAGUCUAAAAGUUACAUUAUAGCGAGGUUUUUACGCCGCUCACGCUCAAGUUAUGAUGGCAGUUUUGCAGGAGGCCUCGACGGACCAACUUAAAACCUAAAUCGUGAACUAAUGUUUAAAAAAAACGAAAGCUAUCAACGCAUGAUGAAAGAAAAGUGAGUGUUGCAAAGAACCAAGUCACCACUCCGUAUUGCGUAAGACGAAAGGUUACAUUAUAGCGAGAGAUACAGCGCGCGAGGAUGUAAGUUUUAAACGGGCUUCAAAGGACCAAGCUUAUACCACUCCGUAGUACGUGAAUUUAUAAGACAUCUAGCGGCUUUUGGCUAUAGGCUGAUAAACCAGGACAAGCAAAACCCGCUUAGAAGCUACGGAGUGGACGCUACUCACUGUCGACUUUUGAGUAUAUUAUAGGACGGUAGUUUUAAAACGGGCUUAGAAGGACCAUGUCGUACGCGAGUUGAUGCUGAAGACUUUUAGCAGUUUAUAACCUAAUUUUGUUAUUCUGAUCAAGCCCGUCAAAGAGUUCACAUCAUCACUCACACUCAACUUGACAUUGGAUUGUACGUACUUACGCAAAAGGGCUUCGAAGGAACAAUUCAAAAAAACAAUCACGCUAAUGGUUUUUUCAGUUGUGCUUUCGAAGUUUUGCUUAUUACCCACACGGCGCCCGACGAAAGACCAGCUUGAAUGAUGAUGAAGAGAUCGUGCUCUUCAUCAUCAUCAUACUACCCGAGAGACGCCCACUGCUAGACAUAGGCCUCCCACAAGGAAUAUCAAACCAACAAUCUCUCGCUACAUAUGAAAUAUAUAUUAUAUUUCAAUGAUGAGAAAACUGCAUGAAGCGGAUGCAGAUAUAGCAAUUGGAUCUAGGUACAACUUAUAAUCUGUUCAAUUCAAAUUCUAUAUUUUGUUUGGCACCGAUAGGCCGAGUGGGGUAGCCAUACUGAAAGUCUAAAGAGACCUGUUUAUUACUUAUAAAGAAUGUUACAUUGUUAUUACUAGUUGAUCUCAAAUGGCAGCAAAAUAAUUUUUAUCUAAAUUAAAAUUUUCAAUAUAUGGACUGCGAAAGUGUCUUUCUAUUGAGAAGAAUUUCGAAAUAGGCUUACGAAAUUCUCACAUAACAUGGAGUGGUGAUUGCAUUCUCUUGGUUUUAUUGUUAUAAAAUCAAAGGUAAAGGACUUUAAGGCAUAUAAGUUAGGAUAUUGUGUGCGUACAAGUGAGCCGUGAUUGUGAACACGUUGGACUUAUAUAGUGCAGUAACGAAGACGCAUAUGAAAGAUAUUCACGUCGUGUUAUUUAAAUGUCCUCGGAGAGUGUAAAAGAUCGAAACUUUACUGAAAAUUAAUAAGAAUAAAACAAAAAAAAUAGAAUCGACGUCUUGAGCGUUGUAUAUUCGAUCUCGUUUGCACUUUCGGAGUGAAUUUCCUCGACCGCGAACGUUCAAUACGGAAGUUGUUAUUGAAAAAAUAAUACUUCCCGAGCAUUGGUGGUUGGUUGGUUUAGCAUAUAGAUUAAAUUAUUUAUACGUUUUAUAUAAAAUUUAAAGUAAUCGCGUCAUAUCGGAAUGCCUCGCCGCCCGCCGGUGCGUCGUUCGCGUUACCCCGCGUCCGAACCGUCAAACUGUGCAAUGACGCGCGACGACGCACGGCAACAAAAGCGUUUUAUUCAUUAAAAAAAUCCGAAUCCGAUUAGCCUAUUUUAGCCUUACAAAUGUAUAAUCAGACAUUGUUUUUUUCAAUUAGCAUAGAUUUUGUUAUGUUUUGUCCUGUUAUCAAUUGUGUUUUUAUGAAAAAGAAAGAAAAAAGACAAUUAAAAGUUAAAAUAGGUUAAAAGACGUUUUUUGGUGAAUGAUACAGUUGAAGUUUGGCGGCGAGGCCUUCCGAUCUCGGUAUCGACGUCUAUUUAUAAAGUUGACUGAUUUUAAACGCGAGCGCAGCCGCUUGCCUAUAGUUAGUUACUAGGCUUCACGUCGUCGCCGCGCUCGACGAUAUUUUGAUAUCGAAUUUCCUCAUAGUAUUUGUCUAUUGCACUCCACCAAAUUUGAGGUCUCUACGUAUUUUUGUAAUAGGAUCGGUGUAUUUUUAUUGAUAUCGAAUGUAUUUAUUGCCGUUGUUGACGCAGGCCCGCCUGCGGCUCUACAGGAUUUAUCAUUGUAUAUGCCGCGCGAUGUUAUUUUUUAACAUUAUACAUAGUAUAAUUAUUAUAAAUAUAUAUAGCGACGAUCGAAAUCACGCGUUACGCGUGUACAUUUAGCUACGAAUCCUCUACUCGAUACGAAUGUAUAGUACGUACGUCCAAGAAGAAUUUCUAAAAUUUAUUCAUCGAUGUCCAUCCAUUGUGUGCGCAAAAGACCAUGUAAUCUGUUCUAGUAGUUGAUGCGUUCGUUGCGUUGUUGUGGCCCUCCGCCGAAUACUUUCGUCCAUCUUGUUCUAGUUGUACUCGUAGUGUUUCCGUGCGUUUCGUUGAAGUGCAGCGCAGCGGCCGGUUGUCUGUUGCCGCUGGCGCCCUCUGCCGUCCCGUGGCGAGCCACACGCGUCCGUCUCUUGUCCAACGCCGGUCGACUCGAUCCAUUCGCACCUAGCCCACUCUCACAACCCCUCCCCUUCCGAUAUUACUUUUCAACAUAAAAUAGAGUUAUACAAAAUUCGCAAAAUAUAUUAUAAUCUGUUUCGAAGUUGCUCAAUCGCUAUUGCUCACCGAGUCGACCGGCUCUCUAUUACGUAAGACAAAAUUUAACUAAAAGAUUAUUAUUAUUAUUGAAGUGUUACGAUGUAUUUGUUUCCGUUGUCGGAUGUGAUAUCGGCAGCUGCGCCCGUCGAUGACGUGGUCGUUUCUCUCUUCUAGUGUCCGCUGGACUUAGGCUAGUUCGACCGUUCCAUGUAGUGGGCACUCGCCCUUAGUAGGUAUUUUUACUGGAUUAGUGUAGAUUAGGUACGUUAACCUUCAGGUGUAAUCGGUAGUUAUCUAAAGGGCGCUGCGUGCUCCCGUAGUGAAAUUGAUUUGCAAUAUCUAACAGUAGCGUAAUUGAUUUGCAUAGCUCAAACGUGCGCCCCGCGCCGCCGGCUCAGAGCCGCCGCCGCGGGCCGAGGACCAUAGCCUUGCAUUUAUUGUUUUUUAGAUAAUAAUAUUAUAUUAUAUUUAAUAGCUUUUACCGUAACUCUUUGUGUACUUAAACGAAGGACUUACCAACAUUAGCUUUAGCGGAAUAUUUUUUCUAAGUAUUAUUAUUUUUUUCUUUCAUAGCUUAGCAGCAGACAUCGUCAUUGUAUUUGUUCAUGUAAUGUGUCUAGUCAGUAUAUUACUUACCGGCCCCGGGCCCGCCCCACUCUCGGCAUGCGCGGGCGAGCUCCGGGGGCGCCGUCCUCGACAUAAUAAAUGUAAUGGUUGUAUUAACUACUAUGUUAUACGUAUUUGUUGUUUGUUUACUACUUAAAUACUUUGCCUAUUUUCCUCUUUUGACAUUGUUAUAUUUAUCUUAUUUGUGUCACAUUUUAGUGACGACUCUUUGACAUAAUUAAAUUAUCACAUAUUUUAUUUCAUAUUGUUAUUUGUUAUUGCUGACUAUAUGGUUGGUGCGGAGCUCCCACGGCGUCUCAUAGUAAGACUUGCCUAAGGGAGGGUUGGUUAAAUCAUAGAUAUUAUAUUUACUAAUGUAUUCAGUAUUUAUUCGAAGUUCAGUAUUUUUUUACAUUAUUAUAAUAAUGGAGUCGCUCGAUGUCUGCUGCCACUGCCGGUUGUGGUGUUAUAUAGAGCGAUUAACCAAAUAUUUUCUUUACACAGUUGUAUUUAACUCUUUAGAUCACUUAUUUUAUUUAGGCAUAGAUAUUAUUUUAUAUUUAGCGAAGUAUUGAUGAGUUUUUAUUAUUUAAAGAUCAAAAGUAUAUCGGAUGCUAGCUGCGUUAUUAUAUUGCCACAUGAUUGAAGUGUUGGACAACUCGAAUGAAGCAUGAAUGUUCCCAUUGCCGUUUUUAUGAUUAUUUCUUUGUGUAGCCAUUUCACUCAUUUGAUCAUUGUCAAUAUGUAAACAUUGCACAGUUUGAUGGUUCACUAUUGUAAUGUAUCUCUCUGGUUUUGUGUAGUUUUGUUUACAAGAUGGCCACUCAUUUGUUACUUUAGUUUUGUAAUCGAAUCAGAUUACAUGUCUUUGCAUUUUUGAAUCUCACAGAGGUGUAACUUACGAGCUUUGAAGAGUAUAAAUGCGAUCGCGCAUGAAUGAACCAGCCCCUGGGAACAUAUCAUGACAGACAGAGCGGAUUUAUUUUCAAACUAUAAGGCACACCGUGUUGUCUCAAUGACUGAUAUGAAUCAUGUAUGAGAAUAAUAAAUUAUUAUAUUUAAAA
Molecule: messenger RNA, 7181 nt
Organism: Chilo suppressalis (striped riceborer)
Lineage: Eukaryota; Metazoa; Arthropoda; Insecta; Lepidoptera; Crambidae
Source: the annotation of a GenBank genome assembly